AUGACUGCCCUUUCUGAACGCUCGAAGCCGUCAAGAAAAUGGAAUACAGACCGGCUAGGCGCUCGGCUAGGCGUGGAUGUUGUCAGUGCUGCUACGGCCGGGUUACUGACAUGCCCGGUUAUCACUGUAAUUGAUCGAGCAAUCAUUGAAAAAGCCGCCAAAGGCCUCCCAAUCCGAAAUACCAUCACCUCAUGCUUCAAAUCGAUGGCGCGCCAUCCAGCCGGGUUCUUUCUCAGCACACCUUUCUUCCUCAUAUACACCCUCUACACGGGAACAUAUCUGACAGCGAACACAAUUGACACGAUAACAUCCACAUUGCGCGAUAAACCCUUUGCCACUGUUUUCCCGGGAACAGCCAAGUUCUUGGCCACCACGAGCGUGAACAUGGGGAUAUGCGUGUACAAGGAUGCGGUGUUUGCGAAGUUAUUUGGCGCUUCCCCUUCUCCCUCUUCGUCUUCAUCAUCCUCGACCACGUCUACAUCGACAGCAAAAGAAUCCUUCUUCUCCCAAUCCCCCUCUACCUGCCACCCCCACAGCCAAACCAAAACCGUCCCCAAAAUCUCCUACUCUCUCUUCUGCCUCCGCGACAGCAUCACAAUCUUCGCCUCUUUCAACAUCCCCUCCCUCGUCGCUCCAUACAUCCCCGACACCCUGGCCACAUCUCCAUCCACAAAAACUGCUCUCGCGCAAUUCUCAUGUCCCGCAUUGAUGCAGUUCGUGAGUACGCCUAUGCAUCUUCUGGGACUGGAUCUAUACAAUCGGCAGCCAGCUGGAGGGUUGAGUUUUUGGGGUGAUCGGUGGCCGCGGAUCAGGAGGGAUUAUAUCAGUAGUUCGUUUGCGAGGAUGGGGAAGAUUGUGCCUGCUUAUGGAGUUGGGGGUGUUGUUAAUGUUAGGAUGAGGGAGGGGUUGAUGGGGUUGUUGGGUGGGUAG
Molecule: messenger RNA, 930 nt
Organism: Aspergillus ruber CBS 135680
Lineage: Eukaryota; Fungi; Ascomycota; Eurotiomycetes; Eurotiales; Aspergillaceae
Exons: 2
Coding region: 1-930 (309 amino acids)
Cellular component (GO): mitochondrion
Source: RefSeq, a predicted model, not a curated record